CUUAAGAGCCCACUUGAAAUUUCAAAGAAAGACUUUUCUAUGAAGCUGCCUUAAAGAGCAUGUAAAUGGAAUCUUUUGGUUCUAUUAUGUCAAUCAGUUCUAAGUGAGAGUUUCCUCGAGCCUUAGCACUUCGUCGGCAUGAAUCUUCGCACCACAUUUCUCUACAUGUCAGUUUUUAUUGUGGUGAGUUCGGCAUAUCGUUUGAGUCGCUUCCAAAACCACAAAAACGAAGGAGAUCCGUGGGAAAGAGAAGAAAAUCCCGACCGCGAUUUUCUAUACCGAAAUCUCGGGUAAGACAUUUUCGUCUAAACUUUUACAAUGGUUUUACGUUUCAACUCUUCUUCAGUUAAUCCCAUAGGCAUUUGUUUCUCUCCUUCAAGAUUUGUCAUGUUAUAACUGCUUGAUUCGAAAAUUCAGAUGACAAGUUGUUUUGUUAAAUUUCGUUUGCCUUUUUUUUUUCGGCUCUCUCUUCUUAUUGUCUCACGUCGUGAAUAAAUUAAAUCAAAUGUUUUUUCUUUUUGCAAUUUCCUUACAUGUAAAUUGAGACAAUCUGAAAAUUUCUUCGAAAAUAUUUCCCCAUAUUUUGUAGACUUUAUCAGCGUUGCUUCUUUCAUAGAAUUCUGCGGAAAGGUCUUUGAAUCAAGACGAUCGUGACGCUGCGAUUUAAUUUUGCCAUGAAUUGAGAUACUCAGUAAUUAGGGGUGCACAACAAUUCAAAAAUAUUUAUAUUUCCAAACCGAGAGAGACUAAAGUCUAUAGCGAAUUUGUAAGUUGGCGAGAAGUAAUCAUCCACUGCGACAUUUUUACAAAAAUCGCGCCUCUAAUGCAGGUUGAAUUACAAUGAGGUAAUGUUACUGUACGUUUUCACACUUAUAUGCAAGUGGGACCAGUCCUCUUUUCUUAUUUCCCUAGCCCUCAGAAAACUAGAAAGGUACUGCGUAGUAUCUUCAAUAGUCUACUAAAGUUUUGAAUAUUCUAUCUGGACCGAAAUAAUGAGUUAAAAUAUAUGACCUAAGAUUACUCCUUUGCUUUACUUACUCGUAGGGUGUUAAAUUACAAUGUGCUGGAGACCCCACAAGUCACCCCUCCCCCACCACGCCCAUACGUGGGACCCAAGAAUGGAAAGUACAAAUACAAGUACUGGAAGAAGAGGCCCAACAGACGGCGACCGCAAGAAACUUCUGAAUCGGAGUCAGAUGACGAAAAAGAAAGUGUCGAGACGGAGAAGAAGAGAUUUUCUGAUGUGAUGCGACCUCCCUCCCAGAGGUGGAUUCUUUAUGGGAAGACCAUGCUUAUUUGAUUGAUUGACGUUUAAAAAUCCUAAUUAUUGUUUAGCAAUUCUCUCUUCUUACUGCUGUACGUUUUGUCGCGGGCUUAAGUUAAGAGAAUUUGAUGCGAUAUCACGACAAGGGUACCUCCUCUAGCUGAUCAUUUUCUCUUUUCUCGUCACCUACUUCUUAGUAGUUGAAUCGAUAUUGUAAGGAAGACAUGUUGUUAUUGCUUAGAAGGGUC
Pocillopora meandrina is the source of this 1512-nucleotide messenger RNA. NCBI's taxonomy places the organism in Eukaryota, Metazoa, Cnidaria, Anthozoa, Scleractinia, Pocilloporidae. The record is from the annotation of a GenBank genome assembly.